CCCGCUGCCUAGCGUCGUGGUUUCCAGAGGGAGGAAGGGAAAUGUCGGUUUCCCCGCUGGGCGGCUUGCAUGGACACGGGGCUCGGCGUCUCCCGUGCCGGGAAGGACUGGUAGUGCCGUUGUCAUGUAACGGUUGCUGAAAGCCUGCUCUUUGGUAUUGCUUUCCCCCAGGAGUGAAAAAAUGGAUGAAGUCGCUGGGGAACUGAAGCAAGCGCUCCCAAAUGUGUGUGACAACACUCAAGUGCAUGUGGAAGUUCUUCAGAAAUCAAACAGUGUGGCCAAGAAAGAAGAUAUCAGGAUGAGUGUGUUGAAACUGUUGAACAGACAUAACAUUGUGUUUGGUGAUUACAAGUGGACAGAAUUUGAUGAUGGUUUCCUUAACAACAAUGUGCAGUCUGUAUCAAUUGUGGAUACAGAUCUGAAACUGAAAGACAGACAGCCCAUUGACUUGAGCAAAGGCAGUCUUUCUCUUCAUAUUUUUCAUCUGAAUGAAGAAGGACCAAGCUCUGAAAAUCUGGAAGAAGAGAAUGAGGAUAUCAUUGCGGCUAAUCACUGGGUGCUACCAGCAGCCGAAUUCCAUGGCCUUUGGGAAAGUCUUAUCUAUGAAAGUGAAGUAAAAUCACAUUUACUUGAUUAUGUGACGACAACACUACUAUUUUCUGACAAAAAUGUUGACAGCAACUUGAUAUCAUGGAACAGAGUUGUUUUGCUGCACGGUCCUCCUGGAACUGGGAAAACUUCUCUUUGUAAAGCACUGGCUCAGAAGCUGACAAUUCGGCUGUCGUACAGGUAUAGGUAUGGACAGUUAAUUGAGAUAAACAGCCAUAGCCUUUUCUCUAAAUGGUUUUCUGAGAGUGGCAAACUUGUAACCAAGAUGUUCCAGAAGAUUCAAGAGUUAAUUGAUGACAAAGAUGCUCUUGUAUUUGUACUGAUUGAUGAGGUGGAAAGCCUCACAGCAGCCCGUAGUGCUUUCAGGGCAGGCACAGAGCCUUCAGAUGCUAUUCGUGUGGUGAAUGCUGUGCUGACACAAAUAGAUCACAUUAAAAGGUAUCCUAAUGUAGUUAUCCUGACUACUUCAAAUAUUACGGAGAAAAUUGACAUGGCCUUUGUAGACAGGGCUGACAUAAAGCAAUACAUUGGACCUCCAUCCACUGCAGCAAUAUUUAGAAUAUAUCUUUCUUGCUUGGAAGAACUGAUGAAGUGUCAAAUAAUAUAUCCUCGACAGCAGCUCCUGACACUCAGAGAGCUAGAGAUGAUAGGCUUUGUAGAAAAUAAUGUGUCAAGGUUAAGCCUUGUACUAAAAGAAAUCUCAAGAAGAAGUGAAGGUCUUAGUGGCCGGGUCCUGAGAAAACUUCCUUUCCUAGCACAUGCACUUUAUAUUCAAUCCCCCAGUGUUACAAUGACAACGUUUCUUCAGGCUCUUUCACUUGCAGUAGACAAACAAUUUGAAGAAAGAAGCAAACUUGCAGACUGUGUGUGAUACUCUCCUGUUUUAUAGUUUUAUAGUCUGUAUUGUUAACACUGAAAAAUACAAUCUAUGUGACUGCUAUGCAUCUGUUUGUAAACACCCUAAAAACCCUGGAAUGCCUGCUCUUGUUUUUCAAAACUUUCAUUAAUAAACAAGAAAUUUUACAGCAUAUUUUUCAAAAGCUUUAUUUCAAAUGCCAGUAAGGGGAUGUAAAACAAAAUUCUUGCUAAAAGUCUGUUUUCAUCUUUUGCAGUUAUUAGAAUUGGGCUGACUUCUGUUCCUUAGUUCUUACUAACUUUCUAUCCGUGCAUCAGUUUUUAUACUUCUGGGGGUUUUUAUAUUUUUAACAGCAAUAAAUGUUCAGGUUUUAAAUCGGAUACUUCUGCCAUAACUCUUUGUUAUUGCUUCUGAAAUCAAGCAUGAAACUGGGAAGCAUUUGAAGUUCUUGGUGGUGACCCAGACCCUUUAUAGUGACAACUCUCCAUCUUGAAAUUUAUUAUCAGCUAUUACUUUUAAAAUUUCAUUAGAUUCAGAAGUUUUGAAUCAAGAGAUCACUUAAUUGUAUUUUGUAAUACCACUUCUUUGUGAAAUGCACCGACGUGAACCAGAAUGGACCGUGUUUUCUUGCUGAAGAGUAUGAUGUGUAAGAAAGGUUCUUUAAAAUGAAAUCUGGUUCUAUUUUAUUUUAUAAACAUGACAUAGAAGUAACAAAUAAUCUAUGGAGAAAAAUAUUUUGUAGUGCAAAAGCCAGGUAAUGUAUGCAUCCAGUUCCUAAAAGGAGCAGAGUCAACUUCUCCAUGGUAAAAUACAUACCCUGUAUAAUACUGGUUACAAAAUUGUCAACUCUUCUUUUUUUCUAAAGUAUUUUACCUGCAGUCAGAUAAAAGAAUGAAAUGUUA
This is a messenger RNA of Neopsephotus bourkii (Bourke's parrot), 2367 nucleotides long. It is a transcript of the gene TRIP13, whose product is annotated as thyroid hormone receptor interactor 13. Lineage: Eukaryota; Metazoa; Chordata; Aves; Psittaciformes; Psittacidae. Gene Ontology annotation, molecular function: ATP hydrolysis activity; ATP binding. Bases 182 to 1480 code for a protein of 432 amino acids. The transcript has 13 exons. The record is from RefSeq and is a predicted model, not a curated record. Gene Ontology annotation, biological process: reciprocal meiotic recombination; meiotic recombination checkpoint signaling. Gene Ontology annotation, cellular component: nucleus; chromosome.